AUGCCCGACCACAUCAACUUUGUCACCGGCAACGCCAACAAACUCCGCGAGGUUCAGGCGAUCCUCGAGCCGGGAAUCAGCGUCCACAGCCAGCCCCUUGAUGUCGAGGAGGUCCAGGGCACUGUGGAAGAGGUUACCAUUGCCAAGACUCGCAAAGCAGCGGAUCUUGCUGGUGGCCCCGUCCUCGUUGAAGACACUGCUCUCAGCUUCAACGCCCUUGGCGGCCUUCCCGGGCCCUACAUGCAAGUAUAUUCCUGUUGUUCCAAAACUGGGCUUGAUUUACGCCUCAACAACCUCAUCGCUGCUUAUGAGGACAAGUCAGCCGAGGCCAUCUGUACAUUCGGCUACUCAGCCGGUCCAGGACAGGAGCCCGUACUCUUCCAGGGUCGUUGCCCAGGCAAGAUCGUUCCCGCACGCGGACCGUCAAAUUUUGGUAAUUUUCUCUUCAGUAAAAUCCCCUCGUACAUUGUAUCAAAGCUUACAGUCGCAGGAUGGGACCCGUGCUUCGAAUUCGAGGGCAAGACGUUCGCUGAAAUGGAUGGUGCAGAGAAGAACAAGAUCUCCCACCGAGCACGUGCCUUGAAGAAGCUGCAGGACUGGUUCAAGGAGCAGAACGCAGCCUAA
Geosmithia morbida is the source of this 624-nucleotide messenger RNA. Its product is annotated as inosine triphosphate pyrophosphatase. The transcript is spliced from 5 exons. Bases 1 to 624 code for a protein of 207 amino acids. NCBI's taxonomy places the organism in Eukaryota, Fungi, Ascomycota, Sordariomycetes, Hypocreales, Bionectriaceae. Gene Ontology annotation, biological process: nucleoside triphosphate catabolic process. Gene Ontology annotation, molecular function: nucleoside triphosphate diphosphatase activity. The record is from RefSeq and is a predicted model, not a curated record. Gene Ontology annotation, cellular component: cytoplasm.